AUGUUUGCGAAAGUGCCGCCAAAUGGGGGAUACGGAUGGAUUAUUGUCAUAGCGGGAGCAUUAAAUGCCCUAUCUACCGUUCCGGUUAUACAAGGAUUCGGAUUGAUAUUUAAAGAAUCUUUUGCAGCGCUUAAUCUAACUGCAACAGAUACGUCAGUUAUAAUUAAUGUAAAUUUGGCAUUUGGUAUGGUACUCGGCUUAAUCAAUGGACCCCUCUUGAAGAUCUACGGAUAUAGAAAAGUGGCGAUGGUUGGAACUAUAAUAUAUGCAGCUGGUAUAAUAUUGACAGCAUUCGCCAACACCUUUACUCUUAUUAUGAUUUGUUAUGGAAUGCUAGCCUCUAUUGGUAUGAGUACAUCAAUGGCUGCAUUCUCUUUGGCGACCAAUACUUAUUUUACUACGAAACGAGGACGAGCUAUAGGCAUGAGUAUGACUAUUAUGGGGAUAGGUCCAAUCAUUAUGCCUCAAGUAGCAUCCUUUUUACUUUCAUUUUAUGGUAUUCAGGGAACCAUUUUGAUAUUUGGCGCUUAUAGUUUUCACUCGAUGAUAGGCGCAAUACUACUACAACCGAUUAAAUGGCACAUGAUAAAUGCGCCCAUCUGCUUAGAGACAGUCAUUGAAAAUCCUAAAAUUCUGACUGAUAAUAAUGAUAAACAAGACAUUACAUCGAAUCAUUACGAAGAAGAUGAAACGAGUAUAUACUCUUCGACGCUAAAUAAUUAUCAGAGGAGAAGGAAAUCAACAAUAUCUAGUAUCAACCAUGAUUUUGAAGUUGGAAGCAUUUAUGGAUUCGAUACGUCCUUACCUAGACAGAUUUCUAUAGACGGUACAAUAUCUUAUGAUUCAAAUUACAACAUUGAAAUGUCGGUUAACAGAACAUCAAGGACGAGUUUACACGAUAAUCGCAGGGAUUCAAAAUAUCUAUGGAAUUCAUCAAGAAGUAUGGAUAGUAUUCAUCUUGGUAGCAGCAUAAAAAUUUUUGACGAGCCUAAUCUAUUAACGAAAAAAUUGACCUUUGUCGAUAAUAAUGUAAACAAAAAUAAUGGUAUAAGUCAGAACGUUGCGGAAAAAGACUCACUAUUAGAGAAACAAACGAAUGAAUAUUCAAACAAAGAAAAUAAUGACGAUUAUGGCAAAAGCAGUUCAUCCGUUCAUCGAAUUCUACGACGAGUAGCCGACCUUUACGACUUUGAUCUUCUACGCGAUCCGAUUUACGUGAACAUCAUGUUGGGAAUGUCAAUUGCAAUUUUCGCGGAAAUAAAUUUCUCUGUGUUAACACCGUUUAUUCUCGCCGAUAUGGGUUUAACGACAGCAAAAAUUGCCAACAUCAUGAGCGUCAUCGCGAUAGCAGAUCUCAUAAGCAGAGGCGCGGCACCUUACCUGGGGGAGUGGUUGCGUCUGUCACCCAGGAUGAUGUAUAUGCUCAGCCUAUUUCUUCUGAUAAUCAGCAGAUCCUCAUUGCUUUUUGCAAAUAACUCCGCUUCAAUGGUGGUCGUCGCAAUCGGUUUGGGAGCAGCAAAAGGAAUUCGAUCGGUAUACAUGGCUUUAGUUGUGCCUAGUUACGUUCCCCUUCAAAAGUUACCCAAUGCUUCGGGGAUUCAGAUGCUGACCAACGGAAUGAUACUCAUGAGCGCUGGUCCCAUGCUUGGUGUACUACGAGAUAAUACUGGAAAUUAUACGAUUUGUAUUAUCUUACUUAACUGCGUGACCACUAUUACUUUGAUUCUCUGGACAACGGAGAUGCUUAUACGAAGAAAAUCUAACCGGCAAAAAUUGCAAUUAUCAAGAACAUCUCAACGCUAAACUGAAUUAUAAACAAUUAUGUUUCUGUAAAUAAAUAAUUUCUAACAGGA
This is a messenger RNA of Cyphomyrmex costatus, 1853 nucleotides long. RefSeq lists its product as uncharacterized. The transcript has 10 exons. NCBI's taxonomy places the organism in Eukaryota, Metazoa, Arthropoda, Insecta, Hymenoptera, Formicidae. Gene Ontology annotation, molecular function: monocarboxylic acid transmembrane transporter activity. The record is from RefSeq and is a predicted model, not a curated record. Gene Ontology annotation, biological process: monocarboxylic acid transport; transmembrane transport. The coding region runs from base 1 to 1803 and encodes 600 amino acids.